AUUGCGAGUGCUUGAGUGUGUCUGUUUUCCAAUUCCCACAACUUGUGCCUUCCCUUCGCUGCCUGCACAUGCGCAGUUCGACGGCUUUCGGCCUGCUGACACUUUCGAGCGGACAAACGGAUGGAUAACACAUUUCGAUCGGAAGGCCGUCGGCAGGAAUAUCUCUCGGGCAGGAAUCUCAAGUUUCCGACAUUUUCAUUGAGAGACUCGUCACGUUAUGAGGGACGUGGAAGUGACUUCUUCGCCGCACUGUCAAGACCACUGUGAAUCAAGUGGCAGACUGCCGAAGAAACGUCUCUUCGAAACCUCGGUGAACACCCCCAACUCUCAACAUGCUUUCGAAAAUCACGACUUCACUCUUUCGACCCGGAGCCGAAAAUCCUGCUGCUCCGAACAUGACCCCCCACCGCACUGGUUCACCGUGGAAAUACCUCCGAUCGUCUUACACUUGUUGGGCACAUUCCUCGCUCUCCUGGCGGGCUUCUUCCUCAGCGUCGGGGGACUCGCGAUUGGAAAAAUCCGAACUCUGAAACCGCUCGAAAUCAGCGGUUUGAGGAGUUUGCUCGCAUGCGUCUACCUCACCCCUCUUCUGCUCUACUUCAGACCUAAACACGACUUCGGGAAGAAGAUGAUGCUGGAAACGUUGGGAGUUUCCUUCGUUUUCUGCGUGAAAUUCGUGACGUUCAGCGUCGGCAGCACCCUCUUACCGCUGUCGGAGUUCUCCCUGCUUUGCAAUACCGUCCCAGUGUUCACAGCAUUCCUCGGCUGUCUCCUCCUUUCGGAAAAGUGCGGCUUCAGAGAAUGGAUGAGCUGCCUGAUCGUGAUGCUGGGAGUCGCAACAACUUUCUUGCCCAGAAUGAUAGGAGGACCCCCGAUGACCGAAGCUGAGGCAGCCCUGAAGACCGAGGCCACCGAAGGUUACAUUGUCACAGCCGUUUCCGCUCUGAGCAACGCAAUGGCGCUCUGCUGGCUGAGGAGGCUAAAAGAGGUUCACUCUCUGUUGGUAUCCUUCUACGCCUGCGCGAUAACCGCGAUCGUCUCCAUGGGUCUCUCUUUCCUUUUCGGAGGAUACAGACCACCGACGGAUAUGCGUGAUCUACUCUUUGUUGCAUUGGCAGCAUUUUGUAUGUUGUGCCAGGCGCUACUCCCAGCGAUCGCUUGCUCAUUGACCCAGGCGUCCAGAGUGGCGGUAGCCAUGACGUUCUCUGUCGUUUUCGCGUUCUUGUUGGAGGCGAUCUUCGAAGGCGUUCAACCCUCCGUAUACGCUCUUGCCGGAGGAGGGCUCAUAGUCUUGGCGAUGGUGGUCGGGAACUCACCUUGCGGUGACGAAGACGACCAGGGAUUGCUCAAGGAAGAAGACGGUCUAUCGAGGAAUUCACGCUACGGGAGCAUGAGCGCUGCCAUGGAUAACGUUCGAUAGCAUAGCCGACUUUCGCUCGGACGUUCCGGGAUUUAUUCCGUCUACGCGGAAAAAAAACUUCGCGCCUGGAGCCAUCGUCGCUGCGGCCGACGAAGACCUCGCUUCUGGAGAAUCUGCUUUAAGUGAUGAAGGAGAGGAAUCUGAGGUGUCCGACGUGGUCAGACAUACCGCGAACUAGACUAUAUUUUGGCCACACGGAACCAUCUGCCUACAUAUAUAUACUUAUCAGGCUGACUGAGUUUCUAUUUGACCCGGGUUACUACUCUUCGACUAAAUUACUGACUGCCUGGUAUACAAUCAUAUCCAAUCGCGCUUCGGGCCUCCACUCAGCGAGUUGAGACAGCACCAAAGCCUGAAUCCCGCGUUGGAUGUCUCUCAUACGAAGCGAAAAUGUGAUAGACAGUGUAUAUAGUGUAUAUACAUGGACCUUGACUUCGAACUCGACUACCUUUGCGUCCCGCGCGCGAGAGCAAGCAGCUCCGAUUUCCGAUGGGAAGACGCAAAUAAAUGUUGAAA
This is a messenger RNA of Galendromus occidentalis (western predatory mite), 1936 nucleotides long. RefSeq lists its product as uncharacterized. The record is from RefSeq and is a predicted model, not a curated record. Bases 218 to 1420 code for a protein of 400 amino acids. Gene Ontology annotation, cellular component: membrane. NCBI's taxonomy places the organism in Eukaryota, Metazoa, Arthropoda, Arachnida, Mesostigmata, Phytoseiidae. The transcript has 8 exons.